AUGGACGUUUUACAAGAACAAGACUCAUUAAAUCAACUUGAUUGGGAAUCUAUUCUCCAUGAUUUACCCGAGCUUGAAGCCGCCGAUUUUUUUCAGGAUGAAAUUAAUCCUCCUGAUUCCGUUGCAGACACUCCCUCGCCAAAUUCAUAUCUGUCGGAGAUUGAGAACUUGCUCAUGACAGAUUUCGACAACGGAGAAGGAAUUGCGUCGCCGGACUCCGACUAUGAUCAGCUUCUGGAGGAGAUUCUCGUUCAGCCGCUCCCUCAAUCGGAGGAAAGUUUGACUCCUUCUGAUAAAGACAGAGUUGAUCCAUUAACCCCCGAAGAGGUUCCUCAUGAACCCGUGUCAAAGAAGCAAAUAAGGCAGAUGAGGAACAGGGAUGCUGCUGUGAAAUCAAGAGAGAGGAAGAAGAUGUAUGUAAAAAACCUUGAGAGCAAGAGUAGGUAUUUUGAAGGGGAAUACAGAAGACUGGAGCAUUUGCUCCAGUGCUGUUAUGCUGAGAACCAUGCUUUGCGCCUAUGUUUGCAAUCGCGUGGUGCAUUUGGUGCUUCCAUGACCAUGCAGGAGUCUGCUGUGCUCUUGUUGGAAUCCCUGCUGCUGGGUUCCCUGCUAUGGUUCAUGGGCAUCAUGUGCCAACUCAGUCUACCCCUUUUACUGUGGCUAACGGUGUUACCUCCAAGAGAAAACAUGAAACACAAAGGUCUAAGAAGGGUGGCUCUAAAAAGGCCAAGUAGUAAUAUAAAGUAUUUCCUGACUCAGUCGUUUGUAAAGAGUAGAAGAUGCCAAGCUUCAAGAACAAAAAUGAAAGAUGAUUUUAUCGUGUUGUAA
Molecule: messenger RNA, 828 nt
Organism: Lathyrus sativus (Indian pea)
Lineage: Eukaryota; Viridiplantae; Streptophyta; Magnoliopsida; Fabales; Fabaceae
Source: the annotation of a GenBank genome assembly